Syngnathoides biaculeatus (alligator pipefish) is the source of this 2196-nucleotide messenger RNA. RefSeq names its product sequestosome 1 (gene sqstm1). NCBI's taxonomy places the organism in Eukaryota, Metazoa, Chordata, Actinopteri, Syngnathiformes, Syngnathidae. The record is from RefSeq and is a predicted model, not a curated record. Bases 768 to 1970 code for a protein of 400 amino acids. Gene Ontology annotation, molecular function: K63-linked polyubiquitin modification-dependent protein binding; zinc ion binding; protein kinase C binding. Gene Ontology annotation, biological process: endosome organization; mitophagy; aggrephagy. Gene Ontology annotation, cellular component: amphisome; aggresome. The transcript is spliced from 7 exons.
AAUUGCUAAAAAGUGAAUUAGCCGCAUGCCAAAGUCUCGUUCUUUGAACGCACGUUACUGAAUGCGUUCAUAAAUGGCUCUCGGAUGAGAGUUCGGAGUUAAAAUUUGAGGCCUUGGAAAAGAAUCUUCAAGAACUUUGUGACUCAUAAAACCGACAUUAGGAGGAAAAAUGUGGAAUACAAAUAAACACGUCAAUGAGUAGCCAUUUCCGGAAGAAUGUUAAAAACUGUUAUAUGCGAACAAGCUCACAGAAUGAAUCCGGUUUUGGAGACUUUGGUCGAGAUUCUUGAGUAACGUUCACUGUCCAAAGAUUUCAACAACAAAAAAAACAAUUUAAAGAUUCUUAGAACCGACGGCGUUUCACGAAUUGAUAGCCGAUGACAAUAAAUAUUGCCAGAUUGUGGCUAUUUAGCAAUGGUGAAAUGUUUCUAUUUUUGUCCACGUAAGAAUGACAGCGCGAAAUUUUGGGCCACGAGUCAUCGUUAUUUUUCCGGGUCAUGUGAGUCGAGGGGAAUCCCCGAUUGGCGGGCGGGUCGUCGCAGCCCGGCUUCUCAUUGGUGCGCGUGGGCGGGGCGAGGUCGUCGAACCAAUCGCGCGCCACGUAAAUAUUGCCUCUCCAUGGUGACGCCGUCCCGGAAGUGGGAGGAAGCAAAGUCAAGUGACAGCGUUUAAAUGCUGCGUCACAAGUAGAAAAACACAAUCCGACAACAACCACGAGCGAAAAAGAAGAAGAAGAAGAAGAAGCGGCGCCAGCAGCAGCAGCAAACAUGUCGGUGACGGUCAAGGCUUACCUGCUGGGCAAAGAGGAAUCGGUUCGCGAGAUCCGAAGGUUCCUGGUGGACGUGGACGCCAUCGGAAGCUUCGAGCAUCUGUGCGACAAAACUUGCCAAAUAUUCUCCGGACUCAAAAGGCCCGCCUUCAACAUGUACUACAAAGACUGCGAGGACGACCUGGUGGCCUUCUCGUCGGAUGACGAGCUGGCGAUGGGAGUCGCCUGCAUCAAGGAUGGCGUCUUCCGGGUUUUCAUCAAAGAGAAAAAGGAGCACCGUCGCGACUUCCCCGUUCACGCCCUACCUCCGACCGCGGCGGGGGGUGCGCCGCCGCCCGCGGGCGUUCACGCCCACGUGAUGUGCGACGGCUGCGAGGGUCCGGUGGUGGGGGUCCGCUUCAAGUGCACCGUGUGUCCCGACUACGACCUUUGCUCCGCUUGCCAGGGGCAAGGGAAGCACACCCAACACCCUCUGAUGCCCAUCUGGCACCCCCUGCAGGCACUGUUCCCGCGGGGCAAGCUGAUGAAGAAGAUGCGCCACUGCAGCAAGAACCAGAAGUGUGGCGCCGGCGGAGCCCCCGCCGCGGGUGGGGCCUCCCCCGGUCAGUCUUCCAGAUACGGUGACGCGGGCUCAUCUUUGACCUCUGACCCCAAAGCAGGCCUGUGCUUCCUGAAGAACGUGGGCGAGGGCGUGGCGGCCAUGCUCAGCCCGCUCGGCAUCGACGUGGACAUCGACGUGGAGCACCGCGGGCAGACCACCAAGGUGACCAAUCAGGAGCAAGGGGACGUGGAGACGGACGGAGCCGAGGGCGGCGCUCAGCCGGAAAAGGCUUCAGCCGGUGCCAAAGAAUCUGACGACGAGUGGACUCACGUCACCAGCAAGGAGGUGGACCCGUCCAGCGGAGAACUGCAGUCCAUGCAGCAGGCUGGGCAAGAGGAUCAGGGUCCGGGUCAGGGUCAGGCCCCCCCUGUGGCGGUCCACAAGGCUCCUUCAGGCUUGAAGGCGGCAGCGCUGUACCCUCACCUUCCUGCAGAGGCGGAUCCGCGCCUGGUGGAGUCUCUGAGUCACAUGUUGUCCAUGGGCUUCACCGACGAGGGCGGCUGGCUGACCCGCCUCCUCCAGGCCAAAGAUUUCGACAUCGGCGCCGCGCUGGACGCCAUCCAGUACGCCAAGAACCCCCGCCGCCCGCAGCCACAGUGACUCCGAGGGCGCCGUUACUUCCGCUUCUGCCGCUCGAGUCUGCGACCGCCCCAUUUGCUUGACGCUCAGUAAAAAUGCUUUGAUCGUCCGUUUGAUGGAAAUGAUUUGGUGACGACAAACCGACGUAGGCGAUGACGUUGACCCAUUCGGUGCGAACUGCAAAUGAUUUAUUGACAUGGACUACUGCUAUUAUUUAGUGGAGGAAAUAAAAUAUUUAAGCACUAAA